UCGGAAAGCUGCAGCGCACGUUUGGAUACGUCUUCAACUUUCUGCAGCGCAUAAGGUCGUCCGCGCCUGCUUCAGCAUAUUAUGGCCGACUUGCCGAAGGAUCGUGUGAAUGCGUCGUACACUUUUGCAGUUACCGGCGUGGAUUUUUGUGGUCCGUUCUUUUACAAGAGUGAGGCCGUUCACUUGGAGCUUGUGCAGGAUUUGUCAACGCCAGCGUUCAUAAGCGCUCUAAAGCGAUUCAUUUUUCCUCGCGGUCGACCCAGGGAAAUUUGGAAGCUGUUCCUGGCAGAAAGGUACCUGAAGGAAGUUCAGGAGUUUUGCGUUGCGGAUCAUAUCGACUGGCAGUUUAUUCCCCCCCGCUCUCACCACUUUGGCGGGCUCUGGGAGGUUCCGCUUCCAGCUCCUUGCUGUGCUUCGAUGACCUGAGAACGCUUGUAUGGAACACACUGCUAUAAUACAUUUAAGGCCAUUACUUCCCGUUUCAGAGCAUCCCGACGACUUAGACGUGCUAACACCUGCGCUUUUCUUAGGUACUGCUCCAAUCCGUACCCUCGAAGAACCAGAUGUGACCGGACUCAAUUUCAAUCUUCUCGAUCGCUGGCAGCAGGUCAAGUCUUGCAGCAGAAUUUCUGUUCCCGCUGGCGAGAGGAGUACCUCACGCUUCUGCAGGAGAGGUCAAAAUUGAGGACUUAGCAGCCUUAGCGUCGGUGACGUGGUCCUCGUAAAGAACGAGAACUUGCUUCCCCUUAAGUGGCCGCUGAGAAGGGUGACGAAGCUGAUCGCCGGCUGAGAUGGCGUUUCCAGGGUAGCUGAGCUCAAAACGGCUACUGGGAGCUCCACGAGGGCUAUCGCAAAGCUGUGUAUUCUGUCAUAGAAGGAUGUCGAAGACCCGUGCUCUUCAACUGGGAGAGAAUGUUCGGCUAAGCGCCGGCCCAUGCCAGCGCAAAGAGAGCAGAGCUAAUCUCGAUUGUGAGCAAAUGCGGAAACCAUUUUGCGGACAGCUUUUUUAUACCCAAGCAAUUAUUCAAACUUUAAACUACUUCGGCUUGUGGUUACCUACGGUAUUCAGAAUGUCUUGCAAUUUCAGCCUACGAUCGGCCAACACCAUAUCGUGAAGUUGUUCAAUUUCUUCGGAAAUAGGACAAUAACAGGGCGCACAGGAUGUGCGACAUCGUUUUUUCUUGUACGGGCACAACGAAAUACAGUAAACCAUAUUUUUACCAUUGAAAUCGAUGGAGAAGAGAUACUAUAGUAUUAAUCAAGCUUUUCCUUGGUUUCAGUGGUGGUUUUUUUUCGCAAAAUCGAGUUCCAUUUUUUCUUCAAAGCACGAAGAAGCUUGCUAUCAAUGGAUGUAGACCACAAACAAACUAGGUCAGCUUCUUCAAAUUUAGACAGGAAUCAGCUAAUAGAUGACUUUAGAUAGAAAGAGUAGUACAGAUUUUGAAUUGUUCCAGGCAGGAUCCAGCUUUCACUUUCACUUGAAAACGCACAAAAUUAUUAUAUUUUUUGUAGCUAAAAGUGCCAUAUAUUUAG
Drosophila obscura is the source of this 1533-nucleotide messenger RNA. RefSeq lists its product as uncharacterized. NCBI's taxonomy places the organism in Eukaryota, Metazoa, Arthropoda, Insecta, Diptera, Drosophilidae. Bases 82 to 426 code for a protein of 114 amino acids. Gene Ontology annotation, molecular function: nucleic acid binding. The transcript is spliced from 2 exons. The record is from RefSeq and is a predicted model, not a curated record.